Molecule: messenger RNA, 1415 nt
Organism: Sphaeramia orbicularis (orbiculate cardinalfish)
Lineage: Eukaryota; Metazoa; Chordata; Actinopteri; Kurtiformes; Apogonidae
Gene: vkorc1
Product: vitamin K epoxide reductase complex, subunit 1
Exons: 3
Coding region: 121-630 (169 amino acids)
Biological process (GO): blood coagulation; vitamin K metabolic process; peptidyl-glutamic acid carboxylation
Molecular function (GO): vitamin-K-epoxide reductase (warfarin-sensitive) activity
Source: RefSeq, a predicted model, not a curated record
CACGUUAAUGACGGCAGCGUGUUGGGACGGGACCUAGACCCUUUCACACAUCCUGUAAAUCUCGUGUUAAAUAACAUUUUCUCCCCCUCCACAUAGACUUUUUCACGCCGGAUUCUAAUAAUGUCUGUGGGUGGAACUCAGGGGCUGCCGACAUGGGAGAGAAAAGUGCGCAUAUUUCUGUGCGUCUUCGGUUUUGUUUUGUCUAUUUACGCUCUUCACGUCGAAUUAUCCAAAGAAAGAAACCCGGAGUACAGAGCAAUGUGCGACCUGGGGGAGUCUGUGAGCUGCUCCAAAGUUUUUACCUCCAGAUGGGGACGUGGUUUUGGUUUGGUCCAGUUCUUUGUUGGCAAAGAUAGCCCCCUGAACCAGCCCAACAGCGUGCUUGGCAUCAUAUUUUAUACUCUGCAACUAGGCCUGGGAUUGUCGCUGUCUAAGAAAGCUGCAGUGUUUCUGGUCCUCUCCUCCUGGGUGUCUGUAGCCGGCUCACUGUAUCUCGCAUCUAUUCUCGCCUUUGUUCUGGGGGAUUUCUGCAUGGUUUGCGUGUCAACAUAUAUUAUCAACUUUGCAUUGCUCUUCACUAACCUGAAGAGACGAGGAGCAAUAGAAGGGAUGAAGGAAAAGGCUGCAUAGGACGUGUUACUUGUGAAAUUCAACAGUAUCUUCUUGUAUUUUUUUUCUCUUGACCCAAAGCCACACUGGAUCUGAAGAGCCAGUUCUCGCCCACAGUGUUUUUGCAGUGUUUACAGCUGCUGAGACAGAAAAAUAGGACUGCAUAUAGAGAGUCUUAAGCAGUCUUCUGUGCAUUUGUGAAGAUGAUUAUCCAUAUUUGAACGCUACCUCUCAUUGCAUACUAUUAAAAAGAAAUGAAAGAGGAUCUGAAUUUAGGUUAGGAAUAGGCAGAGCAGAACAUUACCAUGCAAUUGUUCAAAGUAACCACCAGAGGGAGCUAAAUGCAUAGUAUUUAUAAGUGGUGGUGUGAAUUUUAACCUUAGUCAUCUGAGGGUUUGUUUUAGAUGCAGGUUUGCGAAAAGGUACUGGAUCAUUUCAUUGUCGGAUCAUAUCAGUACAUUCUGACCUGUGUCAUUCAUACAUUGCCAGUUUUAUUUUGUAAGCAUCAGAUGGAAAAGUGUUACAGGAAAUAUGAAGUGAUGCAAAGUAUACACAAAGAAAAUGUACCAGCAAUAGGUUCACAUUGAGAAUGAAUGGUUACUGUUUUAUGAUUUUAAGACUCUACAGGACAACAUGUAGUGUCUGGUUGGUCCUUGUCUAACCAGAGUUACUUAUCACAUACAUGAAAUGAUGUGUGAAAUAAACAAAAACCCACUUUGUAACUUACAGAGCAUGGAAGUGUCUUCAAAUCCAUUGCUGUUCAGAUUAAAAAAAAAAAAAAAGCUAAAUAAUAAAGUCAUAUGAUA